AUGAGAUCCCAUUUGACAAUUGCUACCGUAUCAUUGCUCAUCUCAGUCGUCAUUUGCACUGAUAAUCGUGCUGCCAUGGCAACUAAAUGUGUUAACACUUUGGGUAUCACAUUUUACACAGCCGCUCAGCUCAACACCAUUUUUGCAUGCGCUGACCCACAGGUUUAUGCCACGCCCACGAACACAACGGCAAUGAUUUCAGUUGCCAAGGACUGUAUCAUCAACAACUCGGGAUCCAAAGCUAUCGCUGCUCUAUCUUUAUACGCUAAUAUCAACAGUUGUCUCAGCCCAGAUGAUAUUCUUACCUUGGCCACAGAAUGGGCAACCCCGCUAACAAAACUAACAAAGACUUUGACGAAUAAGUGCCUCAAAAAAAUCAAGACUUGCAAGGCAGCUGGUACCGCUCAAGAAGCGUGCCUUCAGAAGUUGUACACCCUGGCGAAGGCCGCCAUCACCAAAGUUUAUGUGGAUAAGAUUUGCAAGAAAUUCGUGAAGCAGAACCUAUCAAAAGCCCAAUACGCUUGUGGUGUCAAGUAUGCUCCUCAAGUCAUGGACAUCACCGGAUACAAGUGUGCAACACUCACAAUUUCUUGA
Molecule: messenger RNA, 594 nt
Organism: Caenorhabditis briggsae
Lineage: Eukaryota; Metazoa; Nematoda; Chromadorea; Rhabditida; Rhabditidae
Exons: 4
Coding region: 1-594 (197 amino acids)
Source: RefSeq, a predicted model, not a curated record